Messenger RNA from Photinus pyralis (common eastern firefly), 2233 nucleotides. RefSeq names its product F-box/WD repeat-containing protein 5 (gene Fbw5). Gene Ontology annotation, molecular function: protein binding. Gene Ontology annotation, cellular component: Cul4-RING E3 ubiquitin ligase complex; SCF ubiquitin ligase complex. Gene Ontology annotation, biological process: protein ubiquitination. The record is from RefSeq and is a predicted model, not a curated record. The coding region runs from base 71 to 2011 and encodes 646 amino acids. The transcript is spliced from 8 exons. NCBI's taxonomy places the organism in Eukaryota, Metazoa, Arthropoda, Insecta, Coleoptera, Lampyridae.
ACGAUUUCCGAUUUUGACAUUUCGUAUUAUGUGUCCCCAAAGGUAAAUAAAUAGAAGGUGAGGUAAUUUAAUGGAUUAUAAUGAAGAAAAGGAAACUAUCCAAAACGAAAAUGACACUGGAAGCUUAUGGCCCUAUUUACCACAUCCUGCACUGUACCACAUCUGUCAGUACUUAAACUACAAAGAAUUACUUAAAGUUGGUGAAGUAUGUCGGUCAUGGCUAGCUGUCAGCAGAGAUGAUUUACUUUGGAAAAAUCUAUUUUACAGUAAUUUUAAAGUAGAUCGUUCUGUUCCUAUUAUCGCUGGUAAAACAUGGUUCGACGAAUUUAAACGAGUAUGUUAUCAUAUUCCUAUAGUACAAACGGAGACAUUGACUGAUCACAUUCAUCAAGUUUUACACGUGAGCUUUUCACACAAUGGCAAGUACUUUGCAACCUGCUCAAAGGAUGGAUAUGUUUUGGUGUGGGAUGCCGCAUUUCCUGCUACAAUUAAAUAUCAUCGUGACAUGAGAACGUUCUGUUGGAAAUAUACUCAGUACUCGCAAUUUAAUCAGUCUGAUACUUUAUUGUUAGUUUCCGGUGUACACUUUGGAACACCUAAUAGUACUUCGGGUGAAAUAGCAGUUUUUAGCUUGCAAGAUGGAUUUGAACUGCAGUGCCGUGUGGUUAAUAAGCCAUACGACAUAUUCGGCACUUGGUACAGUGAUCAGCACCUCCUUUCCGGAGACUUGCAUUGGUUGGCACAUUUAGUUAGUUCAUCAGUUCUGUGGUUAAACAAAGCAUCUCAAGAGACCGGGUCUGAACACGUACCUAUAACUCAAAACUUGUAUAAAUUUUAUAAUCGCAAUGCUAGUUCGAUUAGAGCCAUAAUGGUAGCUAACUGUCUUCCAAAUUCAGAAAAUGUUAGUGAUAAUGUAGAAGCGUGUAAAGAUGAUGACCAGCCCAAAGACCAUGAGUUUGUGAUCGAGCAUGGAAAUCCGGUUAGUUAUCACGAUAUUAAUGGCAGCAGCAGUAGCAGAAAUCAAGUGUUCACAAAUCCACGUUGGUGUACUCGGAAUAAAAAUGUGGAUAGCUUUGAAUAUGCCACGUCAAUUUUGUAUAACACAGAUUAUAGAAAGGUAGAAUUAGAGGCGUAUGAUAUCUCACAAGGAUGCGGAAGUCACGGCUGUAGUGACGAUGAAAAUGAUAGUAAUGAUGACACUGCAUCUGAUCUGUCAUUUGAUACAAGCGAUGAGUGUGAUGAAGUGCAAGAGGAUAAGUACUUAAUUUUUACGACUGGAUUUAAAACAUAUACUCCUCAUCAAAUAGGUUUUAAGAGGAUAAAGCCAUUCAUGUUUCCAAAACGUAUGGAUCCCGGUCCUACACUUAAAGAGAGAAUCAUUUUACAAGAACGUAAAAAGGAGCAACAAAGAUCAAGUUCCCCGCCGCCCGAACCGAAUUGGUUAGAUUUCGACGCCGUGUCGGACAAAUUCGAUAAAAUCGAUCACCUUAUUGACGUGCACGGCCAUAUUAUCGGAAUGGGUUUAAGUCCAGAUCAUCGGUACCUGUACGUUAAUAGUAGACCAUGGCCUCAAGGUUACACAAUUACAAACCCUUUAGAUCCGCCACCUAUAGCUCAAGAAAUCGAUAUACAUGUGAUUGACUUAGUUACAUUAAAACAAGUUGGCACUAUGCUGCGCUCACACAAAGCGUAUACUCCUAAUAAUGAGUGCUUUUUUAUUUUUUUGGAUGUGUGCAAUGAAUAUGUGGCAAGUGGCGCAGAAGAUAAGCACGGGUACUUAUGGGACAGACACUACGGCAUAUGCCUGGCAAAAUUUCCUCACACCGACGUCGUGAAUUCGGUCGCGUUCAAUCCAAAAGAUCCAGAAAUGUUGGUGACAACUUCUGAUGACCAUACCAUAAAAAUAUGGAGAUCUAGAGCGAAGGCGAAACAGUUAGGGUUGAAUGUAGCGCAAUUCCAAGAAGGCGUCGAAAAACGAAGGUACAGAAUGCAAAGAAGUUUCCGAAAUUAAUAAAAUAGAACAGGAUGCUGUCAAUUUCAAGAAGUGCAACGAUUAUAUAAUCACUUUUAAAGCAAUAGAACUUUACCGUCCACUUUACUAGAGGUGUUUGUGUAGGGAUGCUGUGUAUAUUGUAAACAAUAGAUACAUAGGACUAUUUAUUAACAAAAAGUUUAUAUUUAUAUUGUGUGGGUAUAAUAUUGCGAAUAAAUAUUAUUUAUUAUUGUUACCUAA